CUAUCUGCGGGAUAUCGAGUAUCUACUUGAUUCGGGUCUCUUCGUGGUCCUGCAGGAACAGACACCCUUGAGUACGCAGCUGCGUGUCCCAGGUUCUAGAGCCGCCACUAUCACGACCAUGCAGUUCUGGUCCUCCAUCGUGGUAUUCUACACGCUUCACGUCGUCACAGUGUACGCGGCAAAGUGCGAUAAUGGCACUGUCGAUGCCACAGUGCUCAUGCUCAUCGGAUCGACCGGCGUUGGGAAAUCCACCACCGCGAACCGGAUCUACGAACUCAAAUCAACUUGGUCAAUGGAGAAGAAAAGCCAUGUUUUUGCCGAAGGCGAUACGGCGAAGGCUUGUACGAACGAGACGCAGAUGGAAGUAUUCAAAACUGCACAAGGAUGUCUUCGCCUAAUCGAUACACCUGGCGUUCAAGCGACCGACAUGCCUGAAGGCGUAAUCAUGACAGACAUUGCCCAUACGAUGUUGAGUCUGCAAUACGGAGUGAACGCAUUCAUUUUCGUGAUGCGAGGAACCAACAAUAAGCUUGACAUUGGAUUACAGAAAGGGUUGGACCGCUACACCAAGGCACUCGGGAAGGAAUUCUGGAAGAAUGCGAUCGUUUUUUUCAAUCAAAAGGAGUCUUCAGGACUCGAUAGCGUGGCACACGGCCGCGAAUGCUCGAUCAGAGAUCGUUAAGUCGAUGGAAGUGCAGUACAACGUUAGCCUUGCCGGAAGGAUGAUCGAUGGCAACUCGUAUCCGGGCCAACCGAUGGGUUGGAGGGACGACAUCCAUCGAAUCGCCCGAACCCUACACGUC
Messenger RNA from Fimicolochytrium jonesii, 803 nucleotides. RefSeq lists its product as uncharacterized. NCBI's taxonomy places the organism in Eukaryota, Fungi, Chytridiomycota, Chytridiomycetes, Spizellomycetales, Powellomycetaceae. The record is from RefSeq and is a predicted model, not a curated record. The transcript has 4 exons. Gene Ontology annotation, molecular function: GTP binding. The coding region runs from base 119 to 682 and encodes 187 amino acids.